AUUGAUUGGCGAUUGUAACUUUUCUCAUAAUCCAAUCUGAACCUACAUUCGUCAAGAGUUAACCUCCAAACUAACGAACACAAACUACAGUACUAACAACAACAAAGUCUUCCAUACCAUGGUAUCACCUCUCAGCGCCAGAUUGCUAGCUGGCUACUCCAGCAGUAUCAGCAGCGACGGAAUAAGUCGAACAUCAUCACAUCGUACAGGAAGCAACCAGCCUCCAUCGUCGCUUCUGGGUGGUCGAAGCGGCUAUUCUGCCGACAGCGACCGAAUGUCCUCCAAGGGCCCACCGUGCACCAUUGGCAUGACGUCGAAACGAGUAAAGCGAGAACCCGAUUCUCGAGACGCUUCACCAGGCAAAAGACGCAAGUUGGAAGAAAUGAACUUCGAUGCUGCAUGCGCGAAGGACAAUCUCGAACGCGCAGGAAUCUCCUUGCCCAGUAUUAUGCCAAAUGAUUCGAAAAUAUUCCCUUUGUCGUCUAAAGUUGAUAUGAGUAAGGUUGAACACGUUUCUAGCAAGGACUUUCAACCCUUAUCCUGGGCGCCUCCGGCUGGUGCGGUUGACUUAUUUGCUUCCGUCCUGCAGAUGGCCCAAGCCUGCAAAUCGUGCUAUAACACAAUUCCCGUAGUAGCGGGGUCAAAACAAGCGGUAACGGAUCCAGAUACGAGUACAAGCUCAGUUACCGACACAGAUAGCGAAGAGGGAAAUACGUCAUCGGCUGAUUCUCAAAGGGACAAGCCGGAACCUUCGCUUGUGGCUAUGGGAGACGCGCUGUCGAUUGAUAUGCAAGCUCUUGGUCUGAAAGGAGAGCGCACGGUGAAUCGAGUUAGUGCUAGAAUGGUUGUUCUUGCCUUUGAACCUUUUACCGUCAUUCACGUAAACCGAGCUUACACUAAAAUGACGGGUGUUGCGCCGUCAGAUAUUUUAGGCAAGCCUUUUCGGCAUGCCUUGGAUAAAGGCGAACUUAGCGACCUACUGCUUUCCACUGGAGAAUGCAAGUCUCUAAUGGAUAUCAAUGGACGAGUGCUUAGAACGAAAGCCACCAAGCAGCUGCAGUGCCAGAUGAAUGUCUCGAAGCUGUCUACAGAAUACUACUCGGUUGCUGGCUAG
Messenger RNA from Phaeodactylum tricornutum CCAP 1055/1, 1114 nucleotides. RefSeq lists its product with no specific name. The record is from RefSeq and is a predicted model, not a curated record. The transcript has 2 exons. NCBI's taxonomy places the organism in Eukaryota, Bacillariophyta, Bacillariophyceae, Surirellales, Neidiaceae. Bases 119 to 1114 code for a protein of 331 amino acids.